Saprolegnia parasitica CBS 223.65 is the source of this 1425-nucleotide messenger RNA. RefSeq lists its product as hypothetical. The record is from RefSeq and is a predicted model, not a curated record. The coding region runs from base 29 to 1327 and encodes 432 amino acids. The transcript has a single exon. NCBI's taxonomy places the organism in Eukaryota, Oomycota, Saprolegniomycetes, Saprolegniales, Saprolegniaceae.
UCGCGCGACCCGAGACAGACGAGCCACGAUGGCAACGACAAUACUGGACGCUACACCCAAGACUCUCACGUGGGCGACUGAUAUCGACCGCUACACGAUGGACCUCGUGCAGUGGCAGUCGGCCAACGACUUGCCUGAGCGACGCCUCAUGGUGCAGCGCAUCAUCGCCAUGACGAGGCGCACAAAGCCGCGGGGUGCCAGCGACGUCUGGGAUGAGAAGACGCCAUCGCUCGCUAAGCGCAUCGAGCUCAGCCUCUACAGCCGCGCUGCGUCAUUUGAAGAGUACAAAGACGUCAACACGCUGCGCCGGCGCCUCCAGAGCCUCGUGUCUCUAAGCUACCACGAGGCCGCAACGGCCAAGCACAAGCGCAAGAACAUGCACGAACCCGCCACCAAUGACGAGUGCCCUCGGUCCUCGCGACAGAAGACGAGCUCAACGGCCGAGCCGUCGGUCUUCUUGUGCCACAACGACGAUAUUGUACGCCAUGUGUACAGCUUUCUGGAUGGCGCAGACGCACUUCGACACGUCGCGGUCUGCAGGAAGGCCGCCCAGCUGCUGCCUACGUGCGUCGUGACGCUGCGUGUGACGGUGCGCGCCCUUGCAUCCGCGUUCGAGCUCCAAAAGGAGGCUUUCCUGGUCCAAUUGAAGAACCUUGAGGGCCUCGAAGUGUACAACCCAUCGAAGAUCAGCGACGACAACUGCAUGGACAGCGAUGUUGCGCUACAUGCCUGGGGCUGCAGCGAACUCGACAUCUCCCAGGACAAUGUCGGCGAGCGCGUCGUUUCGAAGCUCGCCAGCGCUUUUUUCCUGGGUGCGGGUGCUAAACUCCGUCGCCUGCGCCUUGUCUCGUCGUUCACCAACACAUGUCGGGAUAACGGAAUCCACGCGCUCUGUGGCGCCCUCCAACGCGGCGCGACACCGCUGCUCGAAGAUCUCUUGCUCGGGGGCAACAGCUUCUCAGACUCAGGCACUGUCGACAUCGCCGCUUUGCUGCGGACCGGCGCGGUGCCGAACCUCACGCGCCUCGACCUGCGCCGGAAUUACAUUGGCGAGUCGGGCUUGAAGCGCAUCAUGCAAGCGCUAGGCGCCGGGACGUGUCCGCAGCUCAAGUACCUCUGCAUGGGCGGCAACAUCAUUACAGACAACAGUGUCGCGCCCGUUAUCGCUCUCCUAUCGAGCACGCUCUGCCCGCAGCUGCGGUUCCUUGGACUCGAAGACAACUUUAUUAGCGCUCGCGGCGUACAAAACAUUAUCCAAGCCGCUGUCUCGGGCGGCAUGAUGCCCAAGCUGCACAAAGUCACGGGCGCCCCGACCAUGGCCGCUUGAAGGCCGCCCGUACCCUGUCACUUGCUUCGUUAUCUAUUCUUAAGUUUAUUAUUCGCGCACAUAGUACACCAAACAAUACAUGAUGCGUUGCCGCCGUC